AUGAAACGCAAUAGAGUCAGCUUGCAAUUUGCAGGCCUACACCCCCGGACCUUGAAAGCCUACCGAGCUGCACUGGAUCGUUUUCUCAAAUAUGUGAAGCGCCGAAAGUUGAGUAUUUCAAAGCCACCCCGUUUAGACAAGCAGGUUGCAGAAUUCAUUGAUCAGUCCUACCAGGAGGGUGAACCACUGAGUUACUCGGGCCACCUUCUGUCAGCAAUAAAGCGGUUUCACCCAGCCUUGAGGCUGGAGCUACCAAUCUCCAGUCAAUAUUUUCGCAAUUGGCAGCGCUGUUACACAGCGAUUGGGGCCGUGCCGGCCCAUUGGGAGAUGGUGGAAGCUCGCAUGGGUUUAGCCCACAGCCAGCAGCAGCCGGAGUUUGCUCUGCUGAUUGCCCUUGGUUUCAACGCGCUGUUGCGCACAAGCGAGAUGCUGUCCCUCUCGCAUCAGCAUGUGGUCCCGCACCGGGGUGGAAAGGGGGUGAGCCUUAUCAUCCCUGGUAGCAAGACCUCGCAAGGGAAUCCACAGGUGCUGUUGGUGCACGAUGAUGCUCUGAUAGCCUAUGCCACCUCAGUUCUCUUCGGCCACAUGCGAAGGCGUUGCUCUGGCCCCACGGCCCACACUGCUUUCGCAAGCUGUUUGCAAAACUGCUAUGUCGAGGUGCCCGAGCCAGAAGCUGUUCUGGAAGAGCCGGACAGUAGCUAUGAAGUCUUAGCACCAGGUACUGCCGGAUGCCCCCCAGAGCUGGAAAUCAAAUCGGUUUCGGAAUGCCAAGCGGCGCUCAAAGAGCUUGGGAUCGACGUGGAUCCACGUUGGGUCUCAAACUACCCUGAGCUGCCCAGCAAGUGCUCGGUCCGUGAAUCUCCCAGCGCGGAGCAUCCGGAGCGCAUGCACUUUAACUCCUUCGUGGGUGGCCUUGGCCGUCAAGACCUCUCGCCUGUUUGCAAGAGACGCGGCGGUUCGCCAACUUCCGCCAGCGCCACAGUGACGUCUUCCGCAGAGAUCAAGGAGAUUGACAUUUCAACUUUGCCUGAGCAGCUUCAGCAGAUGCUGCAAAACUUGGAUGUCAGCAAUGUUGCCGAGAUCGAUGUGUCGGAGAUUAUGAGCAAGCUGGCUGGAAACCUGGCAAAGAUGAAGCCCAAAGUGCCGGAAAAGGCCCGGCCAGAGCCCAAGCGAGAGCCAACACGGGAGUCGUACGAGUAUGUGAAGUUGGUGAACGGAGCUCCUGGUUGUCCAGUUGGAUCAGAGAUCCUCACCUUCGAGGAAUGCAGGGAUGCAAUUUUGUCCUUGGGCCAGAAGCCGGACCCAUACUGGACCAACAGCUUCGAGGGGUUGCCACGACAUUGCUCCUUGCGUGAUCGGCCUGGUGAGGUCGUGGGUUUGGAGCGCAUGCACUUCAACACAGCGAAUCGGGGUACUGGCCGGGACGAUUUGGCGCCAAUCUGCCGAAAGCAAGGAGGGCAGCCUGUGAAAGAGGAAACCUCCAGUAGCAAGAGUAACUCAAGGACAGGCGUGGUGAGGGACAACUCCCAUGUAAUUCAAGAGCUUAAUGGCAAGACGCAGCGAAGAUUACUGGCAAAAGAGAAAGUCUUCUAUUUGGUUUACAUGAAGCAAGGCGGCCUCACCUACACAGAUGAGAGCAUGCUGUUGGACAUCAAGGAUCACUUUCAGCAACGAUUGGAGGAGCGUGGCAUCUCCCUGGAUUAUUUGUGGCUUGAUGUUGGUGUUGAACGUCAAAUCCGCGCUUUGCUGGACCCACCCACACUGCCAUCCGCCAUGCUUCUCCAAGGCAUGGAAAAUAUCAUGUGA
This is a messenger RNA of Durusdinium trenchii, 1806 nucleotides long. Lineage: Eukaryota; Dinophyceae; Suessiales; Symbiodiniaceae. The record is from the annotation of a GenBank genome assembly.